UUAAUGCAGUGCGCGCGCGUGUGAUGUGCGGGACGAACAGGAACUCAUCCAUGCCCCUCAUCAGCCCAGUCUUGACCUUCUAGAUUUCGAACAGUGAGGCACAAGCACUUUAUUUCUGAGCCACAUUAACCCACACAGCUGGUGUCUUCAUCACCUCAGUGGACUCAUGGGUACCAUACUGUCCCUCUCCCCGGGUCCUCGAAAACCCGGUUAUUAUGACAACCGGCCUGGUUCUCUAAGCCAUUACCCGAGCCUGAGCAGCCGCUCGCUGAACACUCAAAAAGACACUAACCACAAACGUGGCCACUCCAUCUUCCUCCCCGCUCUCACCUGGAAACGCCUGGUGGCCUCCACCAAGAAGCGGGACGAGUCCAAAAAAGCCUAUCCUGGAGGUCAAGGGGCCGGCGGGGCUCCUCUCAACAACAAUAACAUCUACCAGAAGGAUCCAGUCUUGCACCUCAACCGUGAAAAUGUGAAGAAGUCUCUCUCCUGCGCCAACCUCACUAGCUAUGAUGGUCCAGCGGGUCUGGGCCUGGGCGUAGGGCUGGGUGUGGGAUACGGCAAACCACAGCAGAUUUCCUCCGUAAAGAAGAUCGCACCUACAUGCACCUCCUCACCUAAGCGUGUGAUUGUCCAGGCCUCGACCAGCGAGCUGCUCCGCUGCCUGGGUGAGUUUCUGUGUGGCCGCUGCUAUCGGCUCAAGCAUCUUUCCCCUGCCGAUCCGGUCCUGUGGCUCCGCGCUGUGGACCGCUCACUCUUGCUCCAGGGCUGGCAGGACCAGGCCUUCGUGACGCCAGCCAACGUGGUGUUUGUGUACAUGCUGUGCCGCGAUGUGGUGGAUGGCGACGUGGUGUCUUCAGAGCAUGAGCUCCAAGCAAUUCUCCUUACCUGCCUGUACCUGUCGUACUCCUACAUGGGGAACGAGAUCUCGUACCCGCUCAAGCCCUUCCUGGUGGAGGCGGCUAAAGAGGCAUUCUGGGACCGUUGCCUGGCCAUUAUCGACAUCACCAGUGCCAAGAUGCUGCGCAUCAACGCAGACCCGCAUUUCUUCACGCAGGUCUUCGCUGAUCUGAAGAGCGAAGGAGGCUGCGCUUUGCAGGACUACGCUAGAGUUCUGGAUCAGUGAAAAGAGGACGAGGCGGAUUGUCUCUGUAAAUGUGACACCGUCAACAUCUAGCACCUUCAUUCCAUCAUUCUGGCCCCCCACAUGCCUUGUCACCUAACAUUAUGAGUCUUGUUUCUACUGGCCAUUCUUCAAGAAACAGAAGAAACAUAUUCCUGGUGAAAAGACCUGCAUAGACCUGUGAGAAUAUCCAGGUGUAUGUUGGUUUGGUGCUGGUCUAACUGUUGAACUACACAGUCUUUUUGGUGGUUAGUUAAGAAUCAUGCUGAUGAGCAUCUGUGAUGCUCUUUUCAGCAGGAGAAGAAAGUAUAGUGAGCUUUUGGAUACAGAAAAAUAAAAUACGAUCCUAAAAUGUUCUUUAUUGGUAUUGAUGAUCCCAUGAAUAACCUUUAACUUCCAUGGAAUCUUUCCAUUCCACAAAACGUUCUUUAUUGUAAAGUAAACUUCUUUAGAUUUUUAAAAUGUUCUUCAUACUACAGAAUAUUGUUUGUUUAAGGAACUGUUUGCUGAAAGGUUCUUUGAGCAACCAAAAUGUUUUUUUCUGCAAAAACUCCCUUCUGGCUAAAGGUCCUUCAGAUUUAAAAAAGUUUUCUUCAUACUAAGAAAAAAGGUUUUUAAUUUUAAGCUGUUCACUAAAAGGUUUUUUGUUGAACUCAUGGUUGAACCCAAAAUUAUUCUUCUAUAGUGUCACUACAAAAACCCUCUUUUUGGAAGUAUUUUGUUUUUUCAAAGUGGGCAUUUCCAACUUUUUUCUUUCUCAUUCAAUUCUCCUAUCUUAAAAAAUUUAUAUAUUCAUAAUUUAGGGAUGAACAUCAAAAGGAAGGGAGAACUUGUCCAUCUGCAUAGAAGUUUAGUAUUUACCCCGUUGUCAACCCACUGUUUUUCAAAAGUAGUUAUGAUUCCUUUACUAAAUAUUUCAGUUCCUCUACCUUUUUGACAUCUAGUGGGAGAGAAACUGCAACAGAAACCAUCCAACAAAGAGCGUUUUAGUGGGAGUGCAUGUGUGUGAUGGGCAACAAACAGUGAGCAUCAACAGCUGUUGGUUAUCAUGUUGUCCUUCCUUUAUUUCAUGUGUUGGACGUUGGGGCACCAGCUGCAAUGGCAUUAACAAGAUUAACAGAUUAGUGUCACACACACACACACAUACACAAGUGUUCUCAAUGCUUCUGCUUGCUAUCCAGCUCUAUAGGUUGAAUGGCUAAUACAUGUAGG
Messenger RNA from Carassius carassius (crucian carp), 2335 nucleotides. RefSeq lists its product as uncharacterized. The record is from RefSeq and is a predicted model, not a curated record. NCBI's taxonomy places the organism in Eukaryota, Metazoa, Chordata, Actinopteri, Cypriniformes, Cyprinidae. Gene Ontology annotation, biological process: brain development; positive regulation of cyclin-dependent protein serine/threonine kinase activity; activation of protein kinase activity. The transcript is spliced from 2 exons. Bases 167 to 1126 code for a protein of 319 amino acids. Gene Ontology annotation, molecular function: protein kinase binding; cyclin-dependent protein serine/threonine kinase activator activity. Gene Ontology annotation, cellular component: cytoplasm; protein kinase 5 complex.